UUUGAUUGAGCAACGAGAUCGUGACCGCCUUUUGGAUAUAGUAUUAGGUGCCUGUAAGAAUUAUUUGCGUUUCAAUUUGGAAUCCGCUUUUGCUGAACGUAUGGAGGAUAUGUCAGCAAAAUUGACGGAUAACGAUUUAAGAAAUUUAUUCUAUGGUAAUUACAUCGAACCAGAUGCAAAUCCUCGCAUAUAUGAUGAAGUUGAAAACUACAAUAAAUUGGAGAAGCUAAUGACGUACUAUUUGCAUGAGUAUAAUGACUUUUCAAGCACACCAAUGGAUUUAGUACUAUUCCGUUUUGCUAUUGAACACAUAUCAAGAGUGUCUCGUGUUUUGCAAAUGCCGCGUGGUAAUAUUUUGAUGGUUGGUAUGGGUGGUUCUGGUAGGCGCAGUUCCUGUAGACUUGCUUCAAGCAUUGCUGAGUGCAAAUUAAUGACUGUACAAGUCACGAAAACUUAUACGCAACAAGACUGGAGAGAUGACUUAAAGAAAAUUUUAAUGACUUCUAGUUUCAAUCGAAAUCAUACCGUUUUUCUAUUUUCGGAUGCACAGGCAAUUGAUGAAGGUUUUAUUGAAGAUAUCAAUGGUAUAUUAAAUACAGGUGAUCUACCUAAUCUAUAUCAACUUGAAGAUAAAGCAUCAAUAAUGGAAAAUAUGCAAACUAUAUCCAAACAACAGGGUAAAGUUAUUGAUACUGCACCGAGUGAAGUGUACGCAUACUUCAUUGAAAGGAUACGUGAGCAAUUGCAUGUGGCAUUGGCCUUUUCACCAAUUGGUGAAUCCUUCAAGGAACGUUUAAGAAUGUAUCCAUCACUGAUAAACUGUUGCACGAUUGAUUG
Messenger RNA from Teleopsis dalmanni, 837 nucleotides. Its product is annotated as dynein heavy chain 3, axonemal-like. The transcript is spliced from 4 exons. NCBI's taxonomy places the organism in Eukaryota, Metazoa, Arthropoda, Insecta, Diptera, Diopsidae. The record is from RefSeq and is a predicted model, not a curated record. The annotation marks the transcript as partial. Gene Ontology annotation, biological process: microtubule-based movement. Gene Ontology annotation, cellular component: dynein complex. Gene Ontology annotation, molecular function: dynein intermediate chain binding; dynein light intermediate chain binding; minus-end-directed microtubule motor activity.